This is a messenger RNA of Elaeis guineensis (African oil palm), 624 nucleotides long. The record is from RefSeq and is a predicted model, not a curated record. NCBI's taxonomy places the organism in Eukaryota, Viridiplantae, Streptophyta, Magnoliopsida, Arecales, Arecaceae.
AUGGCUACUCUUUCGUCUAUUAGUUUCAACUUCAUCUUCUUCCUCUCAACUUCUCUGCUAUUCAUCUCCACAAUAUCCACUCAUGAGUUCCGUGUCGGAGGACCGAGGGGAUGGACGCUGCCCACCGGUAACGAGUCAGAGACCUACAACCACUGGGCCACGAGAAACCGGUUCCAUGUUGGAGAUUCUUUGUAUUUCAAGUACGAGAAUGACUCAGUGCUGGUGGUGGAUCACGGAGACUACAACCACUGCAACACUUCAAAGCCACUUUUUAAGUUUAAUGAUGGCAACACCACGUUCAGGUUUGAUCGCUAUGGUUUCUUCUACUUCAUCAGUGGGGAGCCUGGCCGCUGCGAGGCCGGGGAGAGGAUGAUCGUACGUGUCAUGGUGCACCCAGAAGUGAUCAUUAGCCCGGGCCCGGGGCAUGCACCAUCUCCCCAGCCAGGUGGCGACCAGGGCACAGGUUCGGGCUCGGGCUCGGGCUCAGAUUCCGGCUCCGGCUCCGGCUCGGUGUCAGGCCCGCAGGGAUCACCAGGGUCGAAUGCCGCAUUCAAGACUGCUGCUGAAUCUUAUGCUAUCAUGGCAGCCCUUGGGGUUGCCUCAGUUAUUUUGUUGUUUGCUUAG